Messenger RNA from Metarhizium brunneum ARSEF 3297, 1089 nucleotides. RefSeq lists its product as uncharacterized. The record is from RefSeq and is a predicted model, not a curated record. Lineage: Eukaryota; Fungi; Ascomycota; Sordariomycetes; Hypocreales; Clavicipitaceae.
AUGCCGAUCGGAGACUUGUUAGCCCAAAUCAGCGGCGGCAAGUCGACUGCCGCGUCCGGCCCAGGACUCAAAAGGACCGACUCGAUUCCGAGUAAACGCAAACCUAAUGACGAUCUGCGUGGAGAUGGCUCAAAGACAUCACGUGUGAUGGCCUCGUCUGGUGGUGUUGGUCAGACAUCAAGGUCGUCUGGUGACAGGUCGAACCUUCAACAGCCGUAUACUGGAAGUGCAAGGCCGGGAAACACGCCUGGCAGCAAAGUGGCCGGUUCGGCAUCCAAGCCACCCAAGUCCACGAAACCGGGUCUUCCAAGUCGACCUGCGCCAUCACCUGCGGCCGCCGCACCCAAAGCACCGCCGAAGAAGGGAUCAUUUGCCGAGAUUUUGGCCCGUGGACAACGGGCUCAAGCUACCAUGGGGCAAGUGGGCAAGAUCCAACACAAGAAGGUCGAGAAGGGCGCUAUCAAGAAGGCUCGGGACGAACCACCCCCCGCGACGUCCUCCAAGGGACGAAACGUGGGUGGAUACGUCGGAACAUCAAAGCCUGGUCAGCGCAAUGGCGUCAACGGCCACAAACGGCCGCCAGGUCGUCCGAUAGACACCCGUCCGGGCGCCGGUGCCCGUGUCCCUGCAGCUCGUGGCAAAGCGGCCGCUGCUGCUGCAGCAGAGGAAGAGGCAGCCAAGAAGGUCAAGAAGGCAGCCCAAGCCACGACAGGUUACACAGGAACGGCGAGGCCGAAGCCAGGAAAUCCAGCCCGGAAGAAAGAUGUACCUCGCGGUGGAGCGUUGCUCAACGCCACCCGACACAGCACUUCCAAGAACUCGUAUGAAGACGAUUACGACGAGGAGCUAGACGAUUUCAUCGAGUACGACGAUGAGGAAGACGAAGGGGGUCCUCGGUACGACUACGACUCGGAAGGUUCCUCCGAUAUGGAAGCCGGCCUAGAUGAACUCGACAAGGAAGAACGCCGCGCCGAGUUCAUCGGACGCAGGGAGGACCAAGAUGAAGAGCGUCUAGAGAAGACUCUCAAAGCAGCCAAGGAAGAUCGGAAACGUAAAGCCCUCGAGGCACUUCGCGCAAGGAGACGGUAG